GUCGAAAAAUGACAGAAUCCAAAAUGUCAAAGACGAAAGGGAAAGAUUGGUGAAAACAGUAGCCUAAGAGAGCAUGUGGAAAAUGACUAAAGGUUGAAGUAAAUCAUGGGAAACCAAACAUCCUCAUUUUCAGAUGAACAAUUCGAGGCGUACCAGGACUGUACAUUUUUUACCAGGAAAGAAAUAGUAAGAGUGUUCAAGCGGUACAGAGAACUUGCCCCAAACAUCGUCCCAUUUGAUAUGAAAGGAGAUGAGAGCAGUCAGAUUUGCAUUCCAUAUGACAUCAUUGAAAAGAUGCCUGAGCUGAAGGAAAACCCAUUCAGGCAGCGAAUCUGUGAGGUGUUUUCUGAGGAUGGCUCUGGCAAGAUGUCCUUUGAUGACUUCCUAGACAUGUUCUCGGUGUUCAGUAAGGCUGCUCCCAGGGACAUCAAAACUGUGUAUGCCUUUAGGAUUUAUGAUUUUGAUGGAGACAAUUACUUAGGACGAGGGGAUUUGGAGAAAACUCUGAGGUCUCUUACAAGAAAUGAGCUGAGUAGUGAUGAUGUAGAGUUCGUAGUUGACAAGGUGUUUGAGGAGGCAGACUUAGAUGAUGACAACAUGCUCUCCUAUAUAGAAUUUGAACAUGUCAUAUCCAGAGCACCAGAUUUUUUAGAAACAUUCCAUAUUCGCAUCUGACCCACGUCUCUCCUGCAAGACAAAAACACCUGUACUGUAAAUCAUAUUCAUGUAUGUAUGUGUGUGUUUGUGAAAUCAGGGUGUGGACAGUGCAGCUGUGUUAAAAGGUAUAACUUCUGUCCAGAACAUUUUGACUAUUUCUUUUCAAACAGAUUUAUGUCUGUCCAUGUCACUUGUGUCAUGUGAGAUGUUUGCAACAUAGGAAAGUCUGGCAUGAUGAUCUAUGGUGUUAGGAUAAAAUCUUUGAUUGUUAUAUGGUGUUAGCUGACAGGUAGAGGUGGUGAGCGUGAAUUGCAACUCAGGAUGUGAUUUACACUACUGUAUAUCUGUGUGACACUACUGAGAACAUGUGUGACACUACAGAGAACAUGUGUGACACUACAGAGAACAUGUGUGACACUACUGAGAUGUGUGAAACAACUGAGUACAUGGAACACUCUACUGAGUACAUGUGACACAGUAGUGAGUACAUGUGACACACUUCUGAGUACAUGUAACUCACUGCUGAAUUCAUGUGACGCGUUAAUGAGGACAUGUGACUUGAUACUGAGUACAUGUUAUGCACUACUGAGUACAUGUCACAUACAACUAAGUAAAAAUGACACUGCUGAGUACAUGUGACACACUCAUGAGUACAUGUCACACACAACUGAGAACAGUUUACAUACAACUGAGUGCAUGUCACACACAACUACAUGUAAGUACAAAUGACACUGCUGAGUACAUGUCACACACUCUUGAGUACAUGUCACAUACAACUAAGUACAAAUGACACUACUGAGUACAUGUGUCAUGCUCCUGAGUACAUGUCACACAUUCCUGAGUACAUGUCACACACAACUAAGUACAAAUGACACUACUGAGUACAUGUGUUACACUCCUGAGUACAUGUCACACACAACUAAGUACAAAUGACACUACUGAGUACAUGUGUCACACUCCUGAGUACAUGUCACACACAACUGAGUACACAUAACGUAGGUGCUGCAUGACAUUCAUUCGGGGAGAGGAGUGAUGUUUGGAGCGGGUAAGGACAUUUGGACCUAAUGGAGUGAAUGCUUCUGUCGAUGUCAAACAUUUUUCUUUUUAAAUAGAAACUGUUUGCAGAUAUUAAAAGCGUACUUAGAAGACGAAAGAAAAAAGGGGCACUAUACUGUACGUGUUUGUUUUUAUGACUACAUGUAACUGUAGUUAUAACUAAUCAUAUAAAUAUACCUAAUUAUAUUUUAACAAUAUCAUCUGUGUGUAUGCAUAAACUACAUCUAUGUGAGAAAAUGUCAUUGAAAAAGUUCAUGAAUUGUUAUAUUUAUUAGUUCAUAUAAUCUAAUAAUACAUGUAUAUGAAUGGAUGUCAGGUAUUUUACAACAAUAUACAGUACUAUUAUGCACUCUUCAUUGUUAUUGAGGAUAUUCUUACUCUGUUCUCACAACAUUGUCCAUUUAUAAAGCCACAGAGUGGCAUUGAUUGCCAUGUAUACACUGCAGUAUACAUCUGAUCAUAGAAGUGGUUUAGGGCAUCAAUUUUGGGGGCCUUCACAAGAAGUACAGUUUAGUCACUCGGAGUGCCCUCAGAAGAUGUAUAAAUUAACACCUUGUAAUUGGGCCAACAGUUCAGUGAAUGUUAAUACUUGAGUCUUCUGUGAUGUAACGAAGGUACGUUCAUCUACACCCAGGUGAAACAGGCUGGUACUUACAUACUUAGUUGAAGAUGUGUAGCAAAGACCUAAUUUGUGGGAGUUAACAUUUAUUCUUUUUAAAAUGGCAUGAAUGCACUUUGGUUGUCGUUACUUAAAACCAAAUAUGGUUAUAUCAAGAUUCAUGAUGUAUAAAUUAUUUUAAAACUUUUGUGUUGAGAUGUACUGUUAACCUGUACAUGUAACCUGUUAAUUGCAUUUUUAGAUAACUAGAGUGCUGUGUUGAGGUAGGUACAAAUGGCGUCCAUAUAAUAGGCCUCCUGUGAAUUACCUACCUUCUUUGAUAACAUAAGGCGAGAUUAGUUUUUAAGGCACGAAGCUGCGAAAAGUGCGACCUGACCUGUUAAAGCAUGUGCUAUGUAGGUUUUGUCAUGAUACUGACAAUUAUUUUCUAGACAAUAGGAUGUAAAAAAAAUUCUCAGAAAUGUCUGGAAAUCAUCAGCGAAGUCGAUAUUCAGCUCAGUUAUUAUACACAUAUUUUACAGAGUUCGCUGAAGCUGUCUACUGAAUUUAAUUUGGGCCAGGAUCUUUACAUUCCCUCUGAAUGGAUUAAAACAUUUGAUAACAUUUAUCCUGGGCUUACCGUAUUAGUUGACAAAAUUAAAAUCUGUCCUAUAGCUAUAUUUUUAACUAGCUCACGCCGAUUUAUCACUGAAACUUGCCAUUAGUAAUUUACAGAGGCCCAACUUAGCCAUACCUUUUAAAUUUGAGAGUGACUGCAAGGGAGGUAAUUCACUGCAACACUACUAAGUCCACUAUUACAGUAAAGAUAUUGCUCGUUUUUCAAUUUUUCUACAAAGCAACCUUACAUAUAUAAAGCAUAGUGUUGUUAUCUACAGUCUUAAAUUAAUGUAUUUAAUAUUUAACCAGUGAUAUUGAAUUUUUUUUACUUUAGAAUGUUGCACAAACUGUACAUUUAGUGUAACAGAUUUUUGUUAUGGGCAUAAUAGAGGGUUGUUUUAUGUACUUGAGUCUUAUUUACAAUAUUUGUUGAGUUAGAAAAUGUAUUUUGCUAUCUGACUGAGUUUGAUUUAUUAAUUACCACAUUUUGUAUUAAGUUUUUGCUUUCACCCAAAGAAGUUUGUUGAUACUUUUCACAGGAAGUAGAUUUCAAAUUUAACUUUCGUGUAUUUUCUUUUCAGAUAGAUUAUUUUUAUCAAUAGUUGUGAGACUUAAACCUAUCUAGUCAGUGUUUAUUUAUGACAGCUGUUUAUUGUAACUACAGUAUUUGGCAUUCUUCAUUUGUUUCCAUUUGUUUUGAUCUUGGAACAUUCCAUAUUGUAUUGGACUGUCAUUGCAAUAAUAAGAAUUCCAA
This is a messenger RNA of Liolophura sinensis, 3683 nucleotides long. RefSeq names its product calcium and integrin-binding family member 3-like. The coding region runs from base 106 to 675 and encodes 189 amino acids. Gene Ontology annotation, molecular function: magnesium ion binding; calcium ion binding. The record is from RefSeq and is a predicted model, not a curated record. The transcript is spliced from 7 exons. Gene Ontology annotation, biological process: calcium ion homeostasis. NCBI's taxonomy places the organism in Eukaryota, Metazoa, Mollusca, Polyplacophora, Chitonida, Chitonidae.